Molecule: messenger RNA, 1578 nt
Organism: Laccaria bicolor S238N-H82
Lineage: Eukaryota; Fungi; Basidiomycota; Agaricomycetes; Agaricales; Hydnangiaceae
Exons: 7
Coding region: 1-1578 (525 amino acids)
Cellular component (GO): nucleus
Molecular function (GO): exonuclease activity; nucleic acid binding
Source: RefSeq, a predicted model, not a curated record
AUGUUCUCCCCCUUGGGCCUGUUUCGAUCCUUAGUCUGUCCUGAGAAGGAUAAAUGCACGCGCGUUCCUUGUAUUUUCUCUCAUCGUGAUGACCUUCCACCACCACAUGCUCUGGACCUCACCAUUCACCUUCCGGAAGUUCCAACGCAAGCACGGCCGUGUAUAGCUCCAACAACUCAUCAACCACAACCGCAACAGCGUCUUUCGCUCACUCCUGCAAAGCGUCCGCUUCCUCACACUCCACUCGGAAAUGAUUCCACUGUGGCGGCAGAGCCUCCUCGAAAGCUGCAGAAAGUUGGUUCCGCACAGCGUCCUCUUGCGAUACCCUCUGCGUCUCAUACUGAGACUGGAGUACCUAUUCUCAGAGUUCUUCCUGCGCAAUCGCUGGUUCCGAUUCCCAUUCGCGCACAGACGAUGCUGAAGACCUUAUACGAUCACUUUGUCAUCCUCUACAAACCAAUUGCUCCUAAAAAUCCUGCCCUUGCCUCAGAACAUGCCCUCAGGCAAGAAGAAGAAGUCUAUAAGAAGUCCAACAAGAUGUCUUAUCGUAAUGCCGUCAUAAACUGUGUUGCUGCAUUGAAGCGACGACGACCACCAGAUUCAGUUUCUCAUACUUCCGUUGGCACGGAAGAUGACAUUUUCGCCCGUGCAGAGGCUCAGAAAUUGUUGGUGUCGCUCCGUGUAUCUCGCCUCAAAAUAGAACAGCUCGUUCACUCGAUAGCGGAACUAGAAAAAUGGGGAUAUAUUGUAAAUCCCCCUUCAGGCCCAGGAGGUGACCAACCUAGUCUCGAGGGCAAGGUUUCCAAAUGUGAACGCUGCGCUCAGCCUUUUCAAGUGAAGCGUAUGGAGAAAGCAGACCAGUGUGUUUAUCAUUGGGGUAAACCUUAUACCAGCCGUGUAAAUGGAGAGAAGACACGCAUCUAUACCUGCUGUUCGCGCCCUGUUUCGGACUCAGAGGGAUGUGCUCAUGGGCCACACGUCUUCUACGAAUCCAAGGCGGAGGACCUACACGCCCGACAUCCUUUCUCAUCUUUGCGUCCCCCCGGCUCAACUGAGGUGUUAGAUGUAGUUGCGAUGGACUGUGAAAUGAUAUACACUACCGGAGGAAUGCGUGUUGCUCGAGUCUCCGCGGUUGAUGGAUCUGGUGUCCAGGUUUUUGAUCAACUCGUUCGAAUGGAUGAAGGUGUGCAAGUUAUCGAUUAUAACACUCGUUUUUCGGGCAUCACGGAGGAGAGCUACAAGGGUGCGAUCCUUUCCCUGGCGAAGAUUAGAGAAUCGUUGAAUUCACUGAUCGAUACCGACACCAUUCUCAUCGGCCACGCCCUUGACAACGAUUUAAAAACGCUUCGCAUCAUUCACCACAAAUGUGUGGAUACGGCUUUACUCUUCCCUCACCGCGCGGGCCCUCCAUAUCGGAGGUCGCUGAAGGACUUAGUUCGAGAAAAGCUGGGGAAAAUGAUUCAGACGGGCGAUGCGUCAGUCGGGCACUCUUCACUUGAAGAUGCCAGCUCGACUCUCGAUCUCGUGCGGUGGUAUAUACUCAAUGAACAGAAUCCUACAGCACGGAUAACUGACUGA